AUGGUGACGGAGCUGCUGGGGGGGGACAUGGUGAACCAGAGCUUCAUCUGCGACCCGGACGACGAGUCCUUCGUGAAAUCCAUCAUCAUCCAGGACUCUGGAGAAGGGCCCCCCCGCCGCUCUAGCCUGGCCGCCGCCUAUUUCCCCUCCACCGCCGACCAGCUGGAGAUGGUGACGGAGCUGCUGGGGGGGGACAUGGUGAACCAGAGCUUCAUCUGCGACCCGGACGACGAGUCCUUCGUGAAAUCCAUCAUCAUCCAGGACUGCAUGUGGAGCGGCUUCUCCGCCGCCGCCAAGCUGGAGAAGGUGGUGUCCGAGAAGCUGGCCUCCUACCAGGCGGCCCGUAGAGAGGGGGGUGCCGGCUCCCGGCUCUGCCCGCAGCCGCCGCCCUCGCAGCCGCCCAGCAUGGCUCCCUCCCCUGCCUCCGCCAGUACCUACCUGCACGAUCUGGGCGCUGCCGCCUCCGACUGCAUAGAUCCCUCCGUGGUUUUCCCCUACCCGCUCAGCGAGAGGUCCCCCAAGCCCGGCUCCCCCGACUCCAGCCCGGCUUCCCUGCUGGGCGAUGACACGCCGCCCACCACCAGCAGCGACUCUGAAGAAGAAGAACCAGAAGAAGAUGAGGAAGAAAUUGAUGUUGUGACAACAAGUGAAUCUGAAUCAAUCACACAGUCAACAGAAGAGCACAGUAAGCCACACCACAGCCCACUAGUUCUUAAGAGGUGUCAUGUCCCCAUCCAUCAACACAACUAUGCUGCUCCUCCCUCAACCAAGCUUGAGUAUCCUUCAGCAAAAAGGAUAAAGUUGGACAGUGGCAGAGUUCUCAAACAGAUCAGUAAUAAUCGCAAGUGUUCAAGUCCCCGCACAUCAGACACAGAAGAAAAUGACAAGAGGCGAACGCACAAUGUUUUGGAGCGCCAAAGGAGAAAUGAGCUGAAGUUGAGUUUCUUUGCUUUGCGUGACCAAAUACCUGAGGUAGCCAACAAUGAAAAAGCACCGAAAGUUGUCAUUCUUAAAAAAGCCACCGAGUAUGUUAUUUCUAUUCAAACAGAUGAACAUAGACUGAUUGCAGAGAAAGAACAGUUGAAGAAGCGGCGAGAUCAGUUGAAACACAAACUAGACCAGCUAAGGAACUCUUGUGCAUAGAUUAGAAUCUAAUCUAGACUGAAAUAAGAAAAUAUUAAUGUUUCUAAUCUUACUCAUGAACUUAUGCCCGUUCAUGAAAUACGGAACCAUUGCAAUUGCAUGCUUUGCAAAAUAACUUGAGACUACACAACCUUGGCUGGAACUUGGAAAGGUUUUAGCCAUAACCUCAAAACUGCCUCAUAAUUAAUACUUUGGGCAUAAGGACAGAUGGGACGACUUCAUGCUUGGGGAUGAACUUUUUCAAUUUUGUUUUUCAGCAGUUUUGUAUUUAAGUCAUUUUUCUUGACAAUUCCAAAAAGUCCCCAAAUUGCUGUAUAUAUUUACAUAUCUUGCUAUGUACAUACCUUUAAUAAAAUCUUUAUUAAUGUUG
Molecule: messenger RNA, 1513 nt
Organism: Pelodiscus sinensis (Chinese soft-shelled turtle)
Lineage: Eukaryota; Metazoa; Chordata; Testudines; Trionychidae
Source: RefSeq, a predicted model, not a curated record